AUCCGCAAGAGAAGCAAAGCUUGCCGGGGAGGCUUGUGGGAAAACGAUGAGCUCGUGUCUAUCAACGGAAAGCCAUGUGCCAACCUCUCCCAUGCCAGUGCCAUGCAAAUCAUCGACUCUUCCAACGGCAUCCUCAACAUUGUGGUUAAAAGGGCAGUCAGCGGAGAUUCCUCUGCUGCGAGACUGCUGCGUUCCCCUUCUCCCAAACAGGCACGAGCGGUCUCACCGGCUUCCCCACUCAGCCAGGCUACUCAGGCACUCAGCCCUGAACCGCCUGCUCCCCCCAUUGCCCCACAGCCUGAGCAACAGUCCCGGCGGCGGCAGCAGCUGGAGAAUCUCACCUCACCUCCAGAUAGUGAAGCGUAUUAUGCCGAGACAGAUAGCGAUGCUGACAAUGUGGCCCAUGAGAAGCACCGGAGGGCUCGCAAAAAAAGUCCCCGUUCCCCACCAGGAGGGCCAAACAAUAAGGCGGGUGAGCCACAGGACGAAGUGUCCCUCUCAGAGAUGAGCGGUUACGAGAGCACUCCGGAGGCUGCGGCCCAAACCAGAGAAGGAGGUGACGGCCUGACUGGAGUGGCCAAGAGAGAGAUUGUGUGUCAGCCAGGCAGCCGCACGGACACCCCUUUCUCCGAGACUGAGGCUUUGGUGGAGCUGCCCCUGCCUGAAGACAGAGAGACUUCCCCGGAGGCCCUGCUCCUGCCGCACGCCACCAAGAUCAUCCGUGCUGAGAGGCACCUCAUCCCCAUGGUGGGGCCUGUAGAGCACCCUGUCGACGAAGACCUGACCACCACCUAUGCCGAAAAAGCCAAGCAAGCCAAGCUUCACCGCAGCGAGAGCAUGCAGGAGAAGAAUGUGAAAGAAGCCAAAACAAAAUGCCGAACCAUCGCAUCCCUGCUGACAGAUGCACCCAACCCUCAUUCCAAGGGAGUCCUGAUGUUCAAAAAGCGUAGGCAGAGGGCCAAGAAGUACACCCUGGUCAGUUUUGGGAGUGUUGACGAAGACCGUUGCUAUGAUGAAGAAGACGGCGUCUUCCCAACCAGUGAGUCUGAGUUUGACGAGGAAGGCUUCUCCGAUGCUAGGAGUUUAACCAAUCACUCUGACUGGGACAACACCUACCUCGAUAUGGAGAAGCCCAAGGAACAGGCUGCACAAGAGCAGCCUCAACAAGGCCUCACUGAUGCCUCAGGCAGGGGGGCACAGUUAUUUGAGCAGCAAAGACAGAAGGCUGGUAGACACACUUUGGAGAACGUCCCUCCCCAAAAGUCAGAGGAACAGCUCCCGCCACCAGUUCUCCUGCUCACCCCCAGCGUGGGGCAUCGUGAAACACUUACUCCACAGAAGGCAGAGAAGGCCCCGCUGAACAUCCAAGUUGAAGCUGUACAAGUCUCCAGCCAACUGCCGUCCCCUAGCCCUGCUCAGCUCCAGUCUCCCACUGCCAUCUUUGGAGGAGGAGGUGGUUCUCAGGUACCUCCAAGUACCACGGGUCUCUUCAACAGAUCUGCCCGGCCCUUCGCUCCUGGUUUCUCAGGGCAGCGGCCUGUGACUUCCUCUGUUGUGUUCAGGCCCUCCGUGCCAAGGAAAAACCACGAGGGCCAAGGUGGACAGAGAACUGCUGUGGCUCCUUUCUCCCCUGCCUCACCAGGGACCUCUGUGCUUCCUUCCACUCCAUCGGCGACGCAGCCUCCCGGCCUGGCAAGCACCUCGGUGUCUCUGUACAUCCCAACCACACCAACUUCUCUGCAAUCAUCAGCAAGCAACUUACGAACUGGAAACUCAGCAGAGGCCAAGCCAUCUUCCAGCACGGCAAGAACCUCCACUGCUUCCAUAUACCUGUCGAAUCCCUCCAGACCAGCUGGAGAUGCGGUCGCUAGUAAGUCUUUGGCACCAUCGUUGUCUUCACAAUUAGCUCAAGGGACAACUUCUUCCUCUCUGAACAUCAGCCCAGUCCCAGCACAGCCCAGCCAGCCUCCAAUCCAGCCAGCCACUGGUGUGGCCCCAGCCACUCCACGGCCUGCUUCUGAGCCUCCCAGCUCCAGGGAGCAGAGGAUUGCCGUGCCAGGCCCCAGAACGGGCAUCUUGCAGGAAGCCCGUCGACGGAGCAGCAAGAAGCCCAUGUUCAAGUCUGUAGAGGAGAAGAAAAAGAAUUCGCCUAACCCAGAGUUGCUCUCUCUAGUGCAGAACCUGGAUGAAAAGCCCAAAGGCGAUCAACACGGGGCCGGCUUUGAGUCUGGGCCAGAGGAAGACUUCCUCAGUCUAGGGGCAGAAGCCUGCAAUUUCAUGCAGUCUUCUGCCCGCAAGUUCAAGACCCCGCCCCCAGUAGCCCCUAAACCCCAGCAAGGAAAAGGCCCCGGUGGACUUGUGAACGGGUCGUCUCCUUCACAUGACAUACCACAUUUGAAGGGGAAAGGGGCAGAGCUUUUUGCCAAGCGACAGAGCCGCAUGGACAAGUAUGUGGUGGAAGCAGCGCCAACACCAGCCCUAAAGCCCCGGACCCCAUCCCCCACUCCUUCCCUGCCUUCCUCUUGGAAGUAUUCCCCAAACAUCCGUGCCCCACCUCCCAUU
Molecule: messenger RNA, 2562 nt
Organism: Eublepharis macularius
Lineage: Eukaryota; Metazoa; Chordata; Lepidosauria; Squamata; Eublepharidae
Product: synaptopodin 2-like protein
Exons: 3
Biological process (GO): positive regulation of actin filament bundle assembly
Cellular component (GO): nucleus; actin cytoskeleton; Z disc
Molecular function (GO): actin binding
Source: RefSeq, a predicted model, not a curated record